Prosopis cineraria is the source of this 1612-nucleotide messenger RNA. RefSeq lists its product as uncharacterized. The transcript is spliced from 4 exons. The record is from RefSeq and is a predicted model, not a curated record. Gene Ontology annotation, biological process: response to abscisic acid. Bases 431 to 1489 code for a protein of 352 amino acids. NCBI's taxonomy places the organism in Eukaryota, Viridiplantae, Streptophyta, Magnoliopsida, Fabales, Fabaceae.
AAUUAACAUGCAUUACUGAUCAAUUUAAUAAAUGACAAAAAAAAAUAUAUUAUCUUCAAGUCCACUACCCAAUUACAUUUCAAGUUUAUUUUGCACAGAUAGUAACCAAAUCAAAAAGAAGAAGAAAAGACUUUUUUCGUUAUAAAAGAAAAAGAAAAGACGUUUACUAUGGUGAAUAUCAGGACAUAAAAAAUUGGAAGCGGGAGGGGAGGGGAGACCAGGUCAAAUUACUAUUUCAUGAAACCCGUAAUCGUGAGGUUCAGCAGGAAGGAAACAAAAUGGGGAGCCAAGACGGUUCUCCCACCCACCUGUUGAUCUGUUCAUCACUCAACCCUGCAAUAACUCCGGAUCCGCUUGCUUCAUCACCUUCCAUGUUAACAAUUUUAUUACAUAUCACCAAUGGUUCUCACUUGUGAUUCUCAUUGCAAAGAUGGCUCAACUCCACAGAUCAUAUGCUCCUGCUGAUGCUUCCAAAUCUCCUGCUCCUACCGUCGAGCAACUUCUCCGAGGAGGAGAACCCUCCAGGGGGUCGCCGUCCUCCUCAUCCUCCGACAGGUCCAAGCACUGGGACCCCCAGGAAGAUCACAGCCACCAUCAGAAGAAAUCAGUUCUCACUAAAGUCAAAGAGAAGGCCAAGAAAUUGCGCCACAGUCUCAGCAAGAAGAAGCACGACGAUAACGCCAUUCCCUCGCUAGUAGAAGAUGAGGAUGCUGAAGAUACGGAAUACCUCGGAGCUCCCACCCUUUCAGUGUAUGAAUCGGAGCUGGCCCCUGAACAAUACAAGGAAAAAGCGAUGCAGCAUCCAAGGGCAAAUGCAAUCACCGAGAAGCACGUAAUGCUGGGUUCCGUCAAAUCUGGAGCUGAAGGAGAGAGAGAGACGCCUCUCAGUCCUUCCAAGUCCAAGAGAAUACCAGCCCAAACUCCCGGUCCGAGCAAGGCUAAACCUGUUUACACAGCAACCCAUUCCUUCCCCUCCAAGUUUCUGGGCCUUUCAGUUGAACCCCCGGAGCGAGAAACUUCAUCGGCCCCGACAACUUCUCGGAAAGUUUCUUCGGCUAUGUCUUCUCCGAAAACUCCCAGAGACAAGACCGCCGCCUCUAAAGCUUUUUUCGACGCCUCAGUGCUUCCACAUGCUUCAUCUGCUCCCGCGACUCCACAAGCUUCUGCGCGUAACGGCUACAGUGACCAAAUAUGGGAUAAGGGUGUUUCGGUGAAAGAGUAUUUGAUGAACAAGUUGGAACCGGGGGAAGAUGACAGAGCUCUGUCUCAGGUGAUAUCUGAAGCAAUGAGUCCUAAAAGAAACCCUGAAGAUAAAGGUGUGAUGGAGAAGGUCAGAGAUGCCGUCACUUCUUUGCUCCGAAAUGAUGAACCCUCACAACAUGCAGUCCAAACUCCUGUCACGCAAACUUCAGCUGAAAUCCCAGUCUCUACCAAUGCUUAUGAAGUUGGUCAGCAGGCAUGCCCGGGCAGAAUUCUUCAGGCCAAUUGAAGGUUCCCAUAAGAUUUCUUUUCUGCAUUUGUGUGUAUCCAUUCAGUAUUUUUUAUUGGCAUUUUUGAAUAUGCAUCUAAUACUUAGAUCCUAAAUAUCAUUUAUCAAGUUUCUAUUUUUACA